UGACUUAUAAUUUUUUUUUGUGUUUAUCAUUAUUUUGUUUUGAAAACGAACGAGUGAGAACAUGCGGUCGAAACUAUAUUUGUUUAAAAAAAAAUUAUUGGUGUCGUUGUUAAUAAACAAAACAAGGAAAAGAUUUCAUGUUCAUCCAUUUAAUGCAAAUCGGAAAAUUGAAGGAGAAUAUGUUUCCUUAAUAAGACUGCUGGAAAAAUAUCCAGAAAAGUUCUUUACAUAUUUUAGGAUGUCAAAGGAAACAUUUGACUACAUUUUGAGCUUGGUAAAGAACAACUUGGUUGCGAAACUUACUAGCUUUAGAAACGACAUUAUUUGCGCCAAGGAAAAGUUAGUAAUUACUUUGAGAUUCUUAGCUACUGGUGCAAGCUUUGUCGACCUUGCCUACAGAUUUCGAAUGGGAGUGUCCACCGUAAAAAAAGUAAUAGAUACUACCCUUGAGGCUAUCAACGCCAAUUGCUUAGAAAUCGCCAUACCCAGUUCACUUUCAAAAGACGAUUGGAAACAAAUUUCAUUAGAAUUUUUUGAGCGCUGGAACUUUCCGAAUUGCCUAGGUGCUGUAGACGGCAAACAUGUUUUAACGUUUGCUCCAAAGAAAAGUGGAAGUUUUUAUUUCAAUUAUAAAAAAACAUUUUCGUACAACCUGAUGGCAGUUGUGGAUGCAAAAUAUCGAUUUUUAAUGGUUGACAUAGGAGCUUAUGGCAGUAACGCGGAUUCGACAGUUUUCAGUUGCAGUCCUUUUGGCAACGCUUGGCUCAAUAAUCCUACAGAACUGAAUAUUCCAGAAGAUUCACCUCUUCCUGGAACAACCACAAAAUUACCCUAUGUUAUCAUUGGAGAUGAAGGCUUUGCACUGAAGUCAACAAUCUGGAGACCUUUUCCUGGCCGAAAUCUCUCACAUAGGGAAAGAAUUUUUAACUAUAGAUUAUCCAGAGCUAGGAGAGUAGUUGAAAAUGCGUUUGGCAUCAUGGCCCAUACUUGGAGAAUUCUCCUGAAACGGUUGGAAGUUGGCAAAGAAUCAGGUCAUCGAAUAAUUCUAAGCUGUUGCAUCCUCCACAAUUUUCUCAGACAAAAAAACCAUAGAAAUAUGUUUGAACAAGAAAAUCCUAUCCAAGAUUCAGAAGAUUCGAUUUUAACGUCAACACUGGCUUCAGGAUAUGAUGUUCGAGGAAAGUUUGCUAACUGGUGCUUGGAGGAAGGAAGUGUUAGCUUUCAAUACGAUAUGAUUUAA
Eupeodes corollae is the source of this 1240-nucleotide messenger RNA. RefSeq lists its product as uncharacterized. The transcript is spliced from 3 exons. Bases 62 to 1240 code for a protein of 392 amino acids. The record is from RefSeq and is a predicted model, not a curated record. NCBI's taxonomy places the organism in Eukaryota, Metazoa, Arthropoda, Insecta, Diptera, Syrphidae.